AUGCCUCCGAAACGGACAACGGAUGUCACGCUUCCUGACGAUCUCCUGCCGGAUCCGAUCACCAUGCUGACUCCUGCUGGGGAUGGAGACAAGAACCAAGGAUCCAACAACACGGUUAAUGUGCCUGUGGCCACGGACAAUGCUGCUGGGAACGUCACGGCAUCGGUCUCUACUGCUGCUGCUGUCGCUUGGAGUUCUGGUUUGUCAAUAGAAGAGAAGAGUCAGGAGAACCAGGCUCCUAACGCGGCGGUGCCUGAUGAGUUCCUGGAGGAUGAUGAGGACGAAGAGCUGGAAAUCGACAUCGCUAAGGAAGAUGCUUUCUGUCUUCGUUAUACAGCAAUCUUACUCAUUCCGAUGGUGCUUUCUCAGGAGACCAAAGCCAUUAUUGCUGCUGUCCGCCUCCUGAUAACGAAGGACCUGCUCGUUUGCUUCAAGCUGAAGAUGCGCAAGCAGUUAGCUUCAAGGAAGGGUUCGCUUUCCACCGUGUAG
This is a messenger RNA of Closterium sp. Naga37s-1, 489 nucleotides long. NCBI's taxonomy places the organism in Eukaryota, Viridiplantae, Streptophyta, Zygnematophyceae, Desmidiales, Closteriaceae. The record is from the annotation of a GenBank genome assembly.